AUGAGGCUGAUGUGAAAAAAAUGUGGUUAGACAAGGCCCGCAAAAGGUACAGUGACAACAUGAGCGAGUAUAAGAGACAUCUCAAAGAGAAGACCGAGGCAGGGGAGAUGAUGGAGACACCGCUGGGCAUGUCCGACACCUUUUGGACGGGACUCAAGGCAUAAUGGGAUCAAGAUGAGGUUAAGGUCGUUUCUAUGCGCGCACGUGAGAACCGAUACUCUAAGCCCGAUGGAGUUGGUACAGGGAUCAGUCGGCACGUUGGAGGGUCUCAGUCGAGUCGUAUUCUGCAGCAGAGUCUGCUCGUGGAUGGUGAAGUCCCCCCAACUGCAUCUAACUACAGCACUUUCCUCCGCCUACACAUGUACGCAGAUGGAACUUUUGUGUCAGAAAAGGAUGUCAACCUUGAUGCGGAGAUUCGUCGCGUUGCUGUUGAGACAGGACGAGAGGACCGACUCGAUGAGGUCUACUUGGAGCUCGUACGUCCCAGUAGGUCACGACUGUACGGCACUGGAAGUGCCGGUGUGAGCCAGUUUAGUAGGGGGUCUACUAACAGUACAGGCUCUUCCCAGAUGUCUCAGCGGAUGUAUGAGACUCGGAUCUCCACACUGGAGGAGCGUCUCCAAAGGGCUGAGGAGGAUAGGGCGGCCCAAGAAGCAGCACGUGAGGCCGAACGAGCCGCACGUGAGGCCGAACGAGCAGCACGUGAGGCCCUUGAGGAGCGGAUGACAUACUUCGAGGAGAUACUGAGGCAGUCGGGUCAGCUACCUUGAGCAUCACUU
Messenger RNA from Salvia miltiorrhiza (redroot sage), 779 nucleotides. RefSeq lists its product as uncharacterized. Lineage: Eukaryota; Viridiplantae; Streptophyta; Magnoliopsida; Lamiales; Lamiaceae. The record is from RefSeq and is a predicted model, not a curated record. Bases 195 to 770 code for a protein of 191 amino acids. The transcript has 3 exons.